AUGUCGAUCAGGACUUCUGAAGAACUCAAAAAGCUAAAGGCAGGUUUCUGUUUUGAAAUUAUACACGUUACAAAUCCUAACUUACUGUAGUAGGCCUUUCCGUAGGUGCGGUAUAAACUUUCACUCAUGCUCAAUUGCUCUACUGAACUGUCAUUUGAUGGAUUUGCUGGAUUAAUCCGGUGGUCGAUGUCCAAUGCAUUUUAUUUUCAUAGUUUAGUUACCUGUUGGUAGCAUUUUUCGAUUUCCCUUCACCGUACCGCAAAUACUUGAGAAGUAUGUCGAUUACAACUAAAAUGGAGGCGGCAUGCUGCAGUACGAUAUCUGAGUCACUUGAACCACUCUCCUCUCUUUAAUUUUAUAGUUAUAUAUUAUCGACGAGAAUUAUAACUGCUGUUGACUGUUUUAGUGAUCCAGCCACCUGACAAGGUCUUUCUAGUUAUUUCGCAUUUCCACGCUAGUUAUCGAAGUUCGCCUUCUCCGGAGACACUUUAGAAAUCGACUGUCUCAAACUUGAAGGAGCCAUCAAGGCUUCCCUGUAGCUUACAGACAUCCCCUGCGGCGCUACCUUAAUUUCAGACCGUUAAUCGCGAGACUGUGCGAUGUAUGCAGUCGAACGUUUGCAAACUCCUAACGCCCCCUUGCCUACAUUAAUACCUAGACGUUUUGUAGAAUUGUAGCGGCCAAGGACGUCAAGGGUAGCACACAACCACGUAACGGAAUAUCGAUAAAGAGAUCCUGGCAUGUGUUGAUCUGAAUACGAUGGUUAGCAGUUCACGAUACUCAUCCACACAUAAAGGAAGAAGAAGCGAUCAGCGGACGGAAGAUAUAAUGAACAGAAAAGGGAAUGGAAAAGAUGUAUAAUGACAGUUAAAAGUACAGACGGGAUGAGUUACAACAGUCGAGUGACCUGUCUGGAUGGAGAGGCGAAGCCAACAUGCCAGCUGGAAAACCGGUGGGGAGCGCAGCGCUGGGGGCAACUGCAGGGAAGGGCCGAGGGAGUUGCCGAUGUAGUGAGGGAAGCGGUACGAACGUUACGACACGAUACGGAGCAGGGAUCGGCGGAAGAGAGUGGAAGGGACACCGAUCAUCUUCACCAACAUGCGGCUACGCCAUCUCCAACCUAGGCCCGCGCGCCAAAAGUGCCACAGCAUUCAAACAACCCUGUACAGAUCACGGGACGUUACAGAAUCCCGAAAAGUUGUUUGCUCAGCAGUCCAUUUACCUUAACACUCGAUACGAUUAGUCAUGCAGCGGUUGUGUAACACGUGGACACGAUCUUCUGGUCUAAAGAAGGACUCCAGGCCACCGAACUCUGCAGUCCCGUGAUUUUGGCUGUUUUUCGGACGAAGGACGACCUGAAUCCAACAUGUAACCGCAACUGGGGCAUGUUGUCUACCAUGGAGUCCCAUUAUACUCAAGGGAAAUUUGAUCAACAAAGCACCUAGGGGGUUUUGUUUUCCAACAAUAUUGUACAUGCCGUUCGAUUAUGCGUUACGAUGGUCUGCGCUGUCUUAGGACCAACAUUUAAGAAUUACAAAGCCCAUGCACAAGUUAAAUCGACACCUUCAUUACGCCAUAGAUUCACUUCUAGUUUGCGGCCUCACCAAUCUCGCUAGGCAGUAGUGGACCUUGUUGCAUUCUGUGCUACAAAUACCCUAUAAGGUCGAGGUGCCCGCCUACGUGGGGGAUAAGCAGUCCCCCUUAUGCGGCCUGAGCUGUCAGAGUGAAGUUUGCUUAUUUCGUUUAGUUUAAGCUGCGUCGAUUCGUGAUACGGAGUCGAAUAACCAACUGGUCAGUCAAAGCACCAACUCAUCUACGGGAUUUCUAACAUGUUGACGUCAGUGGAAAACAACGGGAAGGGGGGGGGAAGUAGGGUCAUUCCUCCCUAUCCUUUCCCCCCGACUGAACAACGGGUGCACAUUUAACCUGUCACGUCCUAACUCCCAUGCCUUGAACGGCGUGACACCUGUUCUGACACUGAAAGCUAUAUUUCUUCCCAAGGAGUCAUUUUAGUAACCCUGACGAUAAGACUGCCAGGACAUACUGAGUCUGAUUUCUGCGUGAAGAGAAAGCAGCACGUGUGUAGCAUGUGUAGCCCGAGUUGACUGUCUGAUCAUCCAUGGCGCCCAGCCUCGCCCGGUCUUGCUGCGUAAUCAUUGUGAUUAUGGAAACGGAGGUUGAGACCGAUGUAUAAUAGAAGAAGUCAGCAUCGAGGAAGGGAAGUUAUUGCUCUGUGCCUUUAUUAGAGCAAUGGGGCAAACAACUUAGGUGUGAAAAAUGACCAGUUAGGUUCACCUCGUACCUCUACAAACGACCGAAUUGACACAUUCCCACGAGGCACUGAUCAUUUGGCUCGUCUACGUCCUCCAAAUUGACGUGAUUUUCGCCUAGGUAACCCGUAUCUCUGGGCUUCCAUGUCGAUCAUUUUUCUCCUUUCUGGGACAAUAAUGACCUAUGCGGUAGGGUGAGCUGACUAUCACAUGCAAGGAGAGACAAGAGCACCUGGUUCAUGUUUACAUGGCGUCAUCGGAGGUUCAUUCGGCCCCAGCGUCCUGAUACUUCUUGGCGAUGACCGGUUAGGUAAUUUUGACCAUUGAAAGCGUCUUCCCUUCUAUGAACGCGUAGCAAGCUUCUUCUAUGAGUUUAACUUUUGGAGGGAUUUUAACUAAACUAUGGCCUUCUUUCUGUCUUUCGCUCGCGCCUUCCCUUUUUGAGACUGCAUUUGUUUUAGACUAUUUUGACUAGAAAGUCCUUUACCCAAACACCUUAUUACCCCUCCACUUCUCAUCAAGGUAAAUUUCCUGCCUAACACUUACUUUCCUGACUAACUUUACGUCUGGUUUCCCCUUCCAGUUAGCCGAGUUAAAGAAGAUCUGCAGUGAGCUCGACCUGCCGACAAAUGGAUCUAAACUUGAACUAGUUGAGCGCAUUGUGUGUCAUGAUGGUGAGUUUGCAUUUCGUAUAAGUGGCCGUCCAGCCAUAAUAUGUAGCACAGGCCAGUCCUGUUUGAGCAUCUGAUCCGUCUUCUUACGAACUGUGUUCUCUUCUUCUCACAGAUGGCCAGUAGUAGUAGUUGCCCAAGUAGUGGCAGUAGUAGUUGUGGUAGUUGUGUGGCCUGCACGCAGUCUUCUUUAAUACCCAACCUAUAUUUGGAGUCGAUGCACCUGUUUAUCAGAAUCCCCCCGUCUUCCGCGUCGUUUCACUGAAUGCGGUUUGAUUCCUCGCGGUAAGAUUAGUAGCUUAUAACUGAUGUUUUACCAUUCCUGGACCCUCUGCGUCCAGUCUUCUCGAUCGUUGUACGGACUCCAGACUAAUCUGGAUCUUUGACUUUCACACAUUCGUCAAGUUUUGUGGUCACCUGGCUGUGUCUUCUUUGUCUUGAAAAACCGUACUACUUUUGUGUUGGAAGUACGCUCGCCGAUGGGGUUAGGGGACAUGCUCGUACCGUUUUGCCUUGGGGCUCAAUGCAACCCAACCGGUAAACGAACUGUCAACACAACGGACAGGCCAACGGGUCCGUGGCCCCGUUGGUAGGGCGUUGGAUUUAUUAACGCACGAUGACUAAAUAGCUAGGCUGGAGAUUCAGGUGCGACAAAACCUGGCUCUGGGUGUGGCUGGCUGGCGACGGCAAAUAAUCCAGAAAUGGCCAUCCACAGUCUCCUUUUUCUUUGUUGUGACUUCUUUUAGCAUCCCUUUUGUGACGUAAUGCGAUUUAUUCGUUAUGCAGCAUUUAAACGGUCAUAUUCAAGCGCUUUCAAAUCAAACGGACAAACACAUUCUCUGAAACAGUUUUGUUUACAAACGGCUGAUGCUAAGAAGUUGACAGGGAUUAUCCACAGAUCAAGCAAUGGGGUAAUAAGCAUAGAAUAUAUCAGAUUAAGCACUCAGAGCUUUUCGGUAUUUCACGUACUUAUACUACUGACACCCGAGUAUCUGCCCUUUCCCACCCUCCCGUGGGAUCUAAGCAUUGAUGUCGUUAGCCAGAGUAGGAUUUCAUGUAGCCCCCGCUUUAGGCGCGCUCUUCCAAAGAUCAUUUGCGACGCCUAUGCAUAGAGAACGCCAUUGAGUACAGCAAAUGAUGAGCAGGCUUGGAACCGUUAAAUUAUGCCACCUUGUUUCGGCUUUCCCCUGAACUCUGUUUUUUUGUAUGCUUCCCCAGACAAACCCAUUGUGACGCUGCAACCAGACGAUGAGGCAGAGCUGUUGGACAACGUGAGUGACACAGCAGAGACCGACAUAGGGGUUUCUCUGGAAGCCCCGAUGGAAUCUCCCGUCCACGAACCUGCGCCACCGCCACCGACGACCGCAAAACAGCAGGCAACUCGUGGCCUCAAGCGUCGAGCGGAGGAGGCAGUCGAAGAAGACGAUGGAGUGACUGUGGCAGUUAAAAAACCCACCCUAGUUGCUCCGCCUCCAGUUGAGCCACCAGCUCCUACUAAAUCCAACUCUACAGCACCAACAUCGGUUUCACAUGUCACAUCAGAGGAGGAGGCAAGUCUACCCUUAUGUUGUUCGCUUCCCCCUGACUCCUUUGACUGCACUUUAGAUUAAACAACUCCGGGCUACUGAACGUUUAUCAGUAGACGCGCGAUUUGUAUCUAUAAUACGAAAGAGUGGCGAAAAAACUCGGACAGCGCGGGUUGACCAUGGCCGAGCUAGAUACUCAGUUUAACUCGUGCUUCCUGAAGCAAAAUUAAUCCGAAAUAUCAGUAACUUCUUGGUGGUGUGUCUGUACGCAAGUGCAUAAAAACAGACCACACUCAUUAAAGAGAUAAAGGUUUAAGAAGGUUAAGUAAAGCAAAACCCAUUGAAUUCUGAAGACGAAGAUGCGAUCACUGGAACAGGAAAUUUAUUGGCCUGAAGUUUCGGAUUCUCACUCGAAUCCAUCAUUAGAGACAUUCGCAGAUAAAGGUGAUGGUGGCACAGGGAGUGCAGUAUGUAUAGCACGUUGCUGCCGUGGGACCAUGUGCGCGCUGUAAUUAACAGCUCUCGCAAACACCGCCGCGGUCGUAAUUGAUGCGGUGGUGGCUUGUCCGUCCGAGUCCGAGUCGUUAAUGGCCGUGAUUUCGUCAUCCGUGCUGGAUGCUGGUGUGACGAUUGCUCGGCAAAUUGAGUUACUAUCACUGGGAUAAUUGCUCGCGCGCGCCCUCUCCACGUGACUGAUUCUCCUGCCCAGGGAAAAUCGCAGUACGGAAUAGGGUACCGGGAGUUCAUUGUGCUUGUUGAUGGAUUGCGGGCCUGAGAACCACGACUCGAGCAGCUCGCGGCUCACGCGGUUGUCACCGCUUGCGAGGAUUUCCGCCUCUUGAAAUUUGAAAAUAUGGCCGGGUCCCGUCGAGUGUGCCGCCAUCUGAGAGUUAGCGUCUCCCCGCCUCACUGCUGCUGCGUGCUCGGUAAUUCACGUACAGACUAAUCUCCCAGUUUCUCCGACAUAGUUGCUUUGUCCGCAACUACACCAGAUCCGGUAAACGACUCCAGACGUUUCCUGCCGUGGCAGCGGGUCAUUUGGCCUCAUGACUUGACGCCUAAUGGUUGCUUCCGGCCGGUGUGCAACCCCAACUCCAAUUGGAGUGAGAAGACGACUGACGACUUCCGAGACGUUCUUCACGUACAGAAAAGCCCGCCAACAUUUGGGGCCGGUUGGAUUUGGUCUCUGGUGUCGUUUUCGUAUGCACUGGUUGACAAAGUUGCGCGGGGAACCAUUGGCUCUCAUUACCCGUCGAAGAUAUUGUAAUUCAGCAACCUUGUCUGCCAUUUCACUGCAGUGCGUCUCAACGCGCCGGUAGAGGUGGGGAGCCGGUCUAACACGUCGGGGAUGGCCAGAAUGUCUUCAAUAAGUGUACCUGAUACUGCUGUGAUCAUGCCUGAUCUAGCCGGCCUCGAUAAUGUCACUGAUGGCACUUCUCCACGCGUGACUGUUCGCGGCACGUCUGAUCCUGCCGCGUCCGAGGUAUUAUAGGUUUUGCUGCAAGAUAAUCGGUUUUGCAACCGCGCCCAAGUAAUCUUUCCUAAUCGAAAACGCAUUUCAGGAUCCUAGCCAACAUUUAAUGUGAUCGGUCACUCACUGUAUAAUGUGUCCAGGGACCGAAUGUGAUUUCUAAAUCACCACCCAGAUGCCCGUUUACUUUGCUUCCGGCCGCCCAGUCUCCCUUACGGUUGUGAAUGCUGGGCUGUGCGCGUGUGUGAUGAGCGAAGACUGAAGGUAUUAGUCCACUGCUGCCGCGAACAGUCACGCGUGGAGAAGUGCCAUCAAUGACAUUAUCGAGGCCGGCUAGAUCAGGCAUGAUCACAGCUGUAUCAGGUACACUUACUGAAGACAUUCUGACCAUCCCCGACGUGUUAGACCGGCUCCCCACCUCUCGUCGAGCAGAACGCAAACUCAGUUAAAUAAUCGACUAUGUCUAAAUAAUACUUGUUAGUUGAAGUCCUGCCAAGAAACGUUAGUUGUAUUGUGUUACGCAGUGGAGGUUGACUGCGUCUGAGCAUUUUGUGUGACGUAUACAUUGAUAUGCCUACUGGUGCAUUGCUUCUAAGAACACACGGCUGUCAGGUGUCAAAGAUGCGAGUUUCCACUCAUGCGAAUGUAAGUCUUGCGUUCAGUGUCUAUGUGGGACAAGUGGUCUCGUCUCCUCACUCCCAGUCGAUGUGCAUGUAUACGACUGGAGACAGAUUUCUCAGUAUGACCGCGAUCGAUUGCGUCACAGCGGGCACGCGGCUUCCGUAGACGACUUCUUUACUGUCGAAGCAGACAAGGAUGUCCGCAAGGCGAACAAUUGGAGUGCCAAAGUAAUUGAUUUGUGUGCUCCACGUUUCUGGUUUUUUUUCAGCUGUCAUUAGACAAGCUCGGUAAAUUUUUCACAGUAGAGUCUUCUUCAGAUACUUGGUUUUGAUGUCUGACCCUCCCGCUCCCUUUUGACUGUUUUGAUUAAUAAUAUUUUUAGACGCACACUACUGGCUUUCCCUACUGAGUAGUUUCUUACUGUUUCUGCCGUUUCUGUCUGUUUCUAGCGUAUUGCCAAGCGCGCCGAGCGUUUUGGCUUGUCGACUGGUGGCGCGCGUCCUACGGCCAACGGGCUAAGAGAAGAGAAGAUGCUCCAGCGAGCUAAACGAUUCGGGUUGCCGGUGGAUAAGGUGGCGGUCUCGCUGUCAGACGAGGAGAAGCGGAAGGCUCGUGCAGGGCGCUUUGGGGAGGUGACCGGCCCCAAACCCUCUUCUGUGAGCAAUACACGAUGACCAAUUAUUUUGUCGUUAUAAAAACUGACUACUUGUACUAAUUAAGUGAUAAUUUUACGUAUGUAGGAAAAUGAUGAGAUUAAAAAAGCCAGACGCCUCGAGAAGUUCGGCAUGACUGCUGUGACUGCCGGUCAGCCGACUUCGAAGGCGGAGCAGGAGAAGCGAAACGCUCGGGCAGCGCGGUUUGGUCUGACGUCGUCCUUAUCAUCUACUUCCUCCUUCUCCUCCACCUCAGUGGAUCCCGAGAAACUGCGACAACGUGCCCAGCGUUUUGGCCUGACGCCCGGUCCAGCCUAA
This is a messenger RNA of Spirometra erinaceieuropaei, 7530 nucleotides long. The record is from the annotation of a GenBank genome assembly. Lineage: Eukaryota; Metazoa; Platyhelminthes; Cestoda; Diphyllobothriidea; Diphyllobothriidae.